UGAGAAAUGAAGCAGCAGCACCAAAAUUCCUCCAUCACCAGAUAAAACAGAAUCAAGAAACGGAAACGGGAAAUGGGAGCGCCGGUGGGAUUGGCUCCGGGACUUUCUCGGAAGCUGAAGAAGGUGCUGGAAUGUCGGACGGACAGUCCGGAUCUGGUGGCUUCGCUCAAUACUCUUUCCGCUUUCUACAACGAAAACACACCUCAGUCACGUCGCCACCUCAGAUCCACCAUCGAGGACCGCUCUCUCCACCUCAAUCACGAGUUUCUUCAAGCCUCCCACACCGCCCAGCAAGCUUUGGAUCGUGUCGAGGAGGAGGUUAACGCUCUGGCCGAAUGCUGCGAUAAUAUUGCCAAGGCUUUGAGUAGUUGUAGUGCAAGUACGGGUGAUAUUAUCAGCACCACCGAGAGGCUCAAAGAGGAACUAGAAAUCACCACUCAGAGACAAGACAUUGUAUCCUGUUUCCUUCGCGAUUACCAGCUCUCAAAUCAAGAGAUCAAUGCUCUUAGGGAUGAGGAUCUCGAUGACAACUUCUUCAAGGCUCUUUCUCAUGUUCAACAAAUCCACGCCAACUGCAAGGUUCUGCUGCGUACCCACCAUCAGCGUGCUGGUUUGGAGCUCAUGGAUAUGAUGGCUGUCUACCAAGAAGGAGCUUAUGAGCGCCUUUGCAGGUGGGUUCAGGCAGAGUGUAGGAAAUUGGGUGACAGUGAUAAUCCUGAAGUUGAUGAGCUUUUGAAAACAGCUGUCCGUUGGCUCAAGGAAAGGCCUGCUCUUUUUAAGUACUGUGCAGAAGAGGUAGCAAAUAUGAGGCAUAAUGCAUUGUUUAGAAGAUUUAUAAGCGCUCUUACACGUGGAGGACCUGGUGGAAUGCCAAGACCUAUUGAGGUUCAUGCUCAUGAUCCGUUAAGAUAUGUAGGUGACAUGCUAGGAUGGUUACAUCAGGCCUUGGCAUCUGAACGAGAACUUGUUCUUGUCCUACUUGACCCUGAUGCAUUGGUAGAUACUGUAUCAACCGUAAACCAAUUCUCCAAGAGUUUGGAGAAUGGCACUGGAAAGACAGAAUCUGACCUAACAUUUGUUCUGGAUAGAAUUCUCGAAGGAGUUUGCCGGCCAUUUAAAGUUAGAGUUGAACAAGUUUUGCAGUCACAACCUAGUCUAAUAAUUGCAUGUAAACUCAGUAACACACUGGAAUUUUACAGCUACACUAUCUCUGAUUUACUUGGGAGAGAUACAGUUCUGUGCAAUACACUUUGGGCACUGAGGGAUGCUGCUCAGAAAACAUUUUUCGACAUUCUGAAAAGUCGGGGAGAGAAGCUUUUACGAUAUCCUCCCCUUGUUGCUGUUGAUCUUUCCCCACCAAAAGCAGUGAGGGAAGGAGUCUUGGUUCUGCUUGAAAUAAUUGAAACCCACAACAGCAUGAUGGUUACUGUUACAGGGAAGAAGCCUGAUUUUGAUCCAGUGAUCUCUGCUUUACUCGACCCUAUCAUUCAGAUGUGUGAGCAAGCUGCAGAGGCACACAAGUCCAAGGGUGCUAGCCAUGCAUCGAGAAGAAGAACAAGUUCUGAAUCGGGCCAAAUUAGUAAAUCAUCGGUCGAUGCUCUCUUGUCAAAUAACAGCCCUGCAACAUUGUCCAAGAAUAGUGAAACUCCUUCCAAAAUAUUCCUCAUCAAUUGUUUAUGUGCCAUCCAACAACCGCUAUCCAGGCAUGAGGUUGCAGCUGGCUAUGUAAAGAAACUGGGAGCAAUGAUUGACAAUCACAUGCAUUCACUUGUAGAAAAGGAAGCCGAGGCCAUUUUAAGUAGAUGUGGCUUGUCGCAAAAGAUGCACUACUUCCAGAAGUCACUUAACGAGGAGGGCGGUACAGCAGCUGGCACCCCUCUGGUGGAAAUUGAAGACACCUCUCCAGUGUCUCUUUCAGAAUGUUUGAGGGCAUUCUUUGGGCUUAUUAUAGGAAAUGAGAGUUCCCUUCCUGAAUUUGAGCAGAUGCAGGUUCCAAAGUUGCGCUCUGAAGCUGGGAUACAGGUGGCUCGGUCUCUUGCUGAAGCUUAUGCGCUUAUUUACACGGCAAUAAUGGAUCCCAAGAAUGGCUAUGCAGAGCCCCAAUCACUGGCAAGGCACCCUCCGGAUCAGAUACGGAUAAUUUUAGGCCUAUGAAACUCUACAAGUUCAAUUCUAUUUUAAAAUUUAAUCUUUUGGGUUUAAAAAAUGAGGAGUUGGUUCAAAUUUUGAUUUUGAUUCUUUUUUUUUCUGUAGUUUGUUAGAUGAGCUGUUCUUAUUGUGAUCAAAUAGAAUGUAUUUUAUACCAAACGAUGUGGAUGCAGAAACUUCAUACAAAGAUGUAGUACCCCAGCCCGAGUCAUUUUGCACCGCAGA
Populus euphratica (Euphrates poplar) is the source of this 2373-nucleotide messenger RNA. RefSeq names its product conserved oligomeric Golgi complex subunit 6-like. Gene Ontology annotation, biological process: intra-Golgi vesicle-mediated transport. The transcript is spliced from 9 exons. NCBI's taxonomy places the organism in Eukaryota, Viridiplantae, Streptophyta, Magnoliopsida, Malpighiales, Salicaceae. The coding region runs from base 73 to 2154 and encodes 693 amino acids. Gene Ontology annotation, cellular component: COG complex. The record is from RefSeq and is a predicted model, not a curated record.